UCGCAUUAUAUAUCGUGGAAUAGUUUAUUCCUUUGGGGAUUUGGAUUAUGGAUAGCUCUAUGUACAAGCAAUGUAUAUCAUUCAGUUAUUUCAAAACAACAAGGUAAAUAUUACGUUCUGUAUAAUAAAUUUAUUCAACAUAAUAGCUUCCGUGCAGUUACGUUAUUUUACUUAUAAAAUUCAGAUCUUGAAGUUGUGUAUAAUAUUUCGACAAAAACGGAGGCUAUAGAAGAAAUGUUACAUAUUACAAGAGUAAAUUAUAUAUACUGUAACAUGAUAAUAAUGUUAAAAACUGUACUCCAAUAUGUUUAUGUUUUUGUAUCUAUAUCUUUCGCAAUACUUUUCGCAUGUUCAUAUAGCAAUUCCCUUAAAAAGGCGAUAAAAAUAUGGAAUAAUGUGAUGUGCAACUUUUACUCAGCUAUCUUUUAUUUCACAACUUUCAUAAGAAGUCGUAACAAAAAUAUUUUUAAUAAAAGCGAUUCAAAUAAAAGUGUCUCUGCUAUAUUAGAAUCUAAAUUGAUGCCAAAUUUUGUGAUAAGUACAAAAUAUUUAAAAACAGAAUUGAGUUGUGAUGAUGAAGAAGAUAAAUGGACUGUGGUAAAAAACAAAAAUAAAAAUAUAUUGGAUACAAAUAUAAAUAUUAUUCAAAGUGAAAUUAUUUUUAGUAGUUAUACAUUGUUGUUUUUCAACAAUUAUGAACUUUAUCAAUACUUCAAUAAUCAGUAUCUAAAAAAUCAUUUAUUAACGAAAUAUUUCGUACGUCAAGAUUCAGAACAUAUAAGAAGUAAUUUAAAAACAUCAAAUAAGUAUAAAAGAAAUAAUAAUACUUCACCAAAACAAGUCAUACAAAGAGGCAUUGUUAGCUCUUCACCGGAAUUUAAAAAAUUCUUAGCAAAUUUAAAAACAUUUCAAUUUUUUUAUCCAUGCAUGUUAGAAGUAUCUACAAAUUAUAUGAUUCGUAUAAAAUCAAUAAAAUAAAACACAAUAUUUUUAUUUGUACAAACGUUUUCAUUUUAAGUUUUUAUAAUAUAAAUAUACAAUAAGAAAACAGAAUUCUGUAUGUUAAUAAUCUUAUAUUUUUUAUUAUCCUAAUAUGUAGUACAUAUUAUAACAAAUUUUUUCAUGAAAAUUAUGUUCUUAGAAAGUGUACAAAAACACG
This is a messenger RNA of Bombus impatiens (common eastern bumble bee), 1159 nucleotides long. RefSeq lists its product as uncharacterized. The transcript is spliced from 2 exons. NCBI's taxonomy places the organism in Eukaryota, Metazoa, Arthropoda, Insecta, Hymenoptera, Apidae. The record is from RefSeq and is a predicted model, not a curated record. The coding region runs from base 235 to 978 and encodes 247 amino acids.